GGUCGCAUCUCAGCCGCCUUCAGUGUGCAGGAGCUUUGACACGCGGUGCGCUUGCUGCCAGUGGAGACUGUUGUGCCAUCGCCCGUACUUUUGAGGAUCUUUUCUGCUUGUGCUACUCGUGCAUGCUUGACAGCUACUGCUUCGAUUGGGGCCCCUGGAUCAACAAAGCAAGCCGGUGUCAACACAACGAGAUCAAAGUCAGUCUUCAUUGUGCAUGCUCGAGAGCACUCCUCGGAGGCCUUUCGUAAAGCACCCAUACAGGACGUCUGGAUUCGAGAACGACAGAACGGCUACACACGCGCCAGGUUUAACCGGAUUCCACAGUCAAGUGAUUUGAUGCAUCUGCGUGGUUACAGUCUGCUGAACAGAAAAAGCCAGCCGUGCAACGGUGGACACAAAGCCUCUCCAACCUGGAACAAACACCUGCUCCGUCCGUAGUUGCAGCAUUUGCCACCAGACCGAGCCUCAUCGGGGUCCCGUGGGCAUCAUUUCGGCUAACAUCACAGCGCGCAGAUAAAACACCACAACGUUCCAGCUCCGCCAUCCACAAGCAUGUUCCCUAGGACACCCUGUUAGGGCCGGAACAAGAUGAACCUCACCCUGGCCGAGUUCAACUUGACGUUGUACUCCAGUGCUUUCAACUUCAGCUUGGAUAAAGCGCGCGACAUCCUCGAACUUCACUAUCGACGCGACCGCGUGUUCGAUCCCUCGACUGAAGGCGGUAUUAUUACCGCUUACGUUUUCCUCAUCGCCUCGGGCGUAUUCUGCAACCUGCUGGUCUCCGGUGUCAUCUUGUCCCACGCCAAGAUCCGCACUAACCGGAACCUGUUCGUCGUCAACCUGAGCAUCUCAGACACAGCACUAUGCCUGAUGUGCAUGCCCUUCACCGUCUACUCGCUGACCCGAAAAACGUGGCCCAUGGGACAACUUCUCUGCAAGCUCGUGCCCUGCUUCCAAGGCGCCACGAUCUUUGUAUCCGCAGCCACAGUGACGGCCAUCGCGGUGGACCGUUACCAGUCCGUCGUGUCGUGCAACCUGCAACGGCCGCCGAACGGCCGGCGGCGCGUCUCCUGGUACACGGGAGCCAUCUGGGUUUUCAGUUUGGCUCUGUCGCUGCCCAUAUGUCUGUCGCAGAAUUUGCAGAAAGUAGGGCUGUCUGUAAACUACAUGCACGAGAAAUGCGUGGAACAGUGGCCCUCGCCUGGAGCGAAACAAUUGUAUACGCUCUCCAUCCUUAUCAUCCAAUUUGUUAUCCCGACCACGUCCCUUGUCGUCACGCAUUUCCGCAUCAAGUCCCACCUCAGCUGCGCGGCAUCUCCUGGUGCCAACGUGGACAAGCGGGGUUACUCGGAGCGUCUUCAAAGAGAGCUCCGCAGAAACCGACGUGCCACCAUGGUGCUGCUCAACGUGUCCGUGGUGUUCGCCGUCAGCUGGCUACCCUGGAACGUCAUGAACCUACUCACCGAUUUCCACCUCCAGGGCAUCGCACCACAGCGGCUUUAUCUCAUCUUCGCCGUCUGCCACAUGGUGGCGAUGAGUAGCACCACUACAAACCCCAUCAUGUAUGGUUGGCUAAACACAAAUAUUCGUCGAGAGCUUAUGGGCGUCCGGACCAAAGUGGGCACGAUGCUCGGCUUUCAUCGGACAUCUAACAGCGACAACAAUUUUCAGACAUCGGUGGACGAUAACGGUAGGACGGCUGUCACUACAGAGAAAAGUCGCUUAUGACCUUCAGUAACACAGCUAUGAAACGACGCCUGCGUCAGGUCUCAAACCAUCUGGCACAGAAACAACUCCGCCCACAGAGAAGGCGUCAAAGUCUGUACUCGGUGAUGGUUGGUAACUCCCCUCCGUCACCCGCGCGCUCCAUCGUACGUGAAAACCAGCACAUAUAUUUGUGUACAGUUUCCUUUUGGCUUCACAGGCACACCGAGGUGAACAGUUACGCAGUGCUCCAGCACCCCACGACUACUAUACACAGGAAAUUUAUCCACUUGGACCAAUCAAGGACAGAUGGGGACGCAGAACUCUUUUUAACGACCUGGACUCAUAUUCCAACCAUUUCACUGUGUUGUUUCAAGAUGUCGCAGUGCAGUGGUAACAGAGUGUAUAGCGUUCGUUAAUGUCCGCAACCGCUUUUGAGUGAAAGUCUCCGUCGGCGCACAUGAGGUUACGCUAUACGGAUGAAAGCGAAACGAAUCAUGCGAAGGCGGUAGUCUAAAAUCCCUAAUGUGCGCUUCCAGCUUCAAGAUUCACUUGCACCUAUCUGUUUGCGCCACAUAUUUAUGUAGUAUUUCCGUCGAUAUAACUGUUGGUGAGCUAUGAUUGAGAUUCAUGAGCUGGUUAUACAAAAGCGUAUGUCUGCA
Molecule: messenger RNA, 2366 nt
Organism: Ornithodoros turicata
Lineage: Eukaryota; Metazoa; Arthropoda; Arachnida; Ixodida; Argasidae
Product: neuropeptide Y receptor type 6-like
Exons: 5
Coding region: 589-1728 (379 amino acids)
Biological process (GO): G protein-coupled receptor signaling pathway
Cellular component (GO): neuron projection; plasma membrane
Molecular function (GO): neuropeptide binding; neuropeptide Y receptor activity
Source: RefSeq, a predicted model, not a curated record